Molecule: messenger RNA, 1095 nt
Organism: Lactuca sativa (garden lettuce)
Lineage: Eukaryota; Viridiplantae; Streptophyta; Magnoliopsida; Asterales; Asteraceae
Source: RefSeq, a predicted model, not a curated record
AUGGCUCGGACUUUUUCCCAAAAACUUCCCACCCACCACCCACCACCACUGCCGCUCACCGCUACCAUCAUCACCACCACCACCGCUACCACUACUGCCACUAUCACAACUACAAUCUCCACCACCUACCACUGCCACCGCCACCGCCACCACCACCACCUACGACCGCCACCAUCACUACCUAGCGCCACCACAAACACCUACCACUACCUCCACCACCACCACCACCCGCCACCACCAUCUGCCACCUCCACCCGCCACCACCACUACCCAUCACUAGUCACCACCACCAUUUACCACUUCUACCUUUACCACCACCACCACCAACUACCACCGCCAUCGCCACCACCUAAUGCUACCGCCACCACCACCCAAAACCUAUCAUCUCAACUACUAACUAUCGCUACUACCACCACCACUACCAUCCACUUACCACCAUCGCCACCACUACCACCACCACCUGCCACCGCUCUGACCACUUUCACCACUGCCAUAACUACCACCGCCACCACUUACAACCGGCACCACCUACCGCCACCACUUAACGUUAUCGUCACCGUCAUCGCCACCGCCACCACCAACUACCACCUACCACCACCACCUGCCACUGCUACCACUACCGCCAUUGCCACCACCACCACCACAACUACCUACUUAUAUCCGCCACCAACUACCGCCACCACCACCUAUAUCCGCCACCAACUACCGCCACCACCACCACCACCACCACCUAUUAUUUCCAUCACAACCACUACCACCUAUCGCCACCGCCAACCCCACCCGCCACCACUGUCAUUACCACCACCACCACCACCACCUACCACCGUUACUGUUUCCAUCACCACCACCAACGCCGUCACCACCACUACCAUCACCACCUGCCACCGCUAUCGCCCACCACCACCACCACCACCACCACCUCCACCACCGCCACCACCACCAUCACCACCUACCACCACCACAAACACCUACCACUACCUCGACCACCACCACCAUCCGCCACCACCACCCGCUACCUCCACCCGCCUUCACCACUACGCAUCAUCAAUCACCAACUCCACCUACCACUGCUACCGUUACCACCACCACCACUAA